GGCGGUGGGUGUGGCAUGUGGGCGGGGCGAGGCGACGCCCGUGCCCCUCCCCCUCCCCUUCUAGAGGGGGCAGUAGCCGCGCCGUAAAGAUUUGGAGUUGACAAAGGCGCGGGGACGCGACCGGCACAGGGGUGUCGCUUGUGAACCCCGUAGCCCUGUUGUGAUGCGCAAGCCUGCCCCGAAGCUCGCGCAGCGCGUUCUGGUGGGUGAGGAGGAGAAGGGGGAGGGCUUUGCUGGCGGGAGUGGUGGACGCAUCCGCGCCAUUCCGGACUUUGGGAAGCUGUCCCCUUUCUCCAGCUGCGUGGAAAGUGACUUUUGUCGCGGGCUGCCAUUCAGUAGCAUCCCUGAGGGGCGCGAGGAGCUACGGGUGUAUGUCGUGGAGACAUCGAGAAGGGGCUGAGGUGUGCUUUGGAGUGAGCAUUUUAAAAGCAAAAGUAAUCCCGGGCAAGGUUGACACAAUUUUUUAAUCCACGACACAGCUUCGUCGCUUUGAAAUAGCUGUCGGACGCUAACAGUUCAACAGGACUCUGAUUUGCCAUCCUGUUAUAUACAGUACCAAAACAAUGCCAGUUCUGAGAAGUAACUUGGUAUCUUCAAAUGACAAUGUUGCAAGUGACACUUCAAGUCUCCAUGGAAUGAAUUUCUCAAAUGAAGUAAUAAUACCUUUUGAAAAAAGCUCAGCAAGCCUGCUUGAGAAGAAUGGCUAUCAGGAUUCUAUUUACCUAAAUGCUGCCAACAUUUUUCAAGGCAUUCAUAAUGAAAAGCCUCAAGAUAAAAUAUUGGUAAAAUAUGGGAAUGGGCCACUACCUUCCCUUCCAGAUUUCAAAGAUGAACAAUUCCAGCGUUUGUCCUAUGAACUGGCUUUCAGUGCUCUAAAAUAUCAAGAUGUUCUUGAAAAUAUAUUGGUAGACAGUGGCAUUUAUCCAAUGCAGUCAAUAUCAGAUCAAUUGACCAGUCUGGUUGUUGUAAUGCUAUAUGAUCUUCAGGAUCGGAAAUUUGAAGCUCGCUAUAAUACUAAUGAUGAAGAACCGAUAGCAGAGGUCCAAGAAGUUGAGCAUUAUCUAUGCAGUUUUAAGACAAAACUGGCUGCUGCAUUAGCAAGAUGUCGAAUCAAACACGAUGCUCUUUCUAUAGAACACAUUCUGCCAGAAACGAUACGGAAACAAGAACAAAGGGCUUCUGCACUACCCUUGUAUGCAUGGGUAAAUAUGCUUAAAAUAAGCCUUGAAGAAGUCCAUAAUUCUUUACAGAAAGAGGGAUUCACUAAAGUGGAAUCAGUCUCCAAUCUUGGUGGUUAUUCAUAUUGCCUAGAUAAGCACUGUGAAGACGUACUCAUUUUCCCUUCCAUUCUUAAAGAAAAGCUUCUUGCUCUGGAACUGUUUACUAAUUACAAGCUCUUAUUGCAGGAUAAGUCCCGGAGCCUUGCUUUACAUUCAGUGAAGGCCUUGCUGAAUAUGGAUGAUGAUGUGUUAAUAGCCCACAUGGGUUCAUGGCUUACUCUGGCUCAUAUGUCAGUGCUGACAAAUCAGGAGACUUCCAAAGUGUUUGUGUGUGGAAUAAAGUCUAUGGCAAAGGAAUCUGAACUGAAGGACUUGUUCACACAGAUGGAGUGUAAAAAUAUUGAGCUAUUACAUGAAGAUUUUACAAACAUUGAAUCAACUGACCACAAGCUGCAGAAAGUUAAAGUUAUUUUGCUACUGCCUCGGUGUUCAGGCCUGGGUGUUAGCAAUCCAAUAGAAUUUAUUCUAAAGGAGCAUGAAGAUGCAGAACUACUUCGAGACCUCUCUCAAGGCUGUGUAGCAGAAGAUAAACUCAAUACCCUUGCUCAACAGCAGCUUAAAGAAUUAACACAUGCAAUGCAGUUCAGUAAAGCGCAAGCUGUUGUCUACUGCACCUGUUCAGUUUACCCAGAAGAAAAUGAAGCUGUGGUGAACAAAGCACUGGCAUCUGGAGCAGGAGGAACGAAGGCCCAGCCUUACAAGCUUUGUCCGCCUGUUCUUCCGUUGUGUUGCAAAUCGGAAAUAAGUACUUCUACAGAGAACUUCUUCAAACUGGAGCCAUCAGAUAUUUCUAAUAGCUGUUUUAUAGCUGUUCUAACGCGAGAGAGGGAUCCAUCUGAGUCUGUGUCAGUGAAAGAUGUUUUAGCUCGUGCUGCAGCAAAAGGGCUAUUGGAAGGGAUUGACUUAGCUAAGCCAGCUAAGAGAGAAGAGAAAAAGAAAAAGAAACAAAAAGUAACUCAAUCAAAGACUGCUACUAAAGAGGCAGUGAUACAGUCCAGAAUUCAGGAGUUCCUGGAUCGAGAAAUGAAACCUAGCACUAUUGAGUCAGACACUUCCAUAUCUAAUUUAAUUGCCAGUGCUUCUCAAAGAACUGUGAACCAGACAAAUGGUUCCAUUCUCCUCAAGAAAACAGCCAAACCCCUCUCAAACUCAUCUCUACCUGUGAUGUCAAAAAAUUCUCUUACUUCAUCUUCUAUGCAAAAAAUGUUUGAAAAACAGCGAAACAUUAGAAAGCCAAAGUCUGACGAUAGAGUGAUGGUCUUGAAACCUGUUGAAAUCGUCCUGCCUCCGGUAAUGAUACCAUACUUCAACCCACAAGGGAACAGAUCCCAAAUUUCAUCUAACCACUAUUAUUAUAAUUGGGGUGGAACAUCUGGCAUGCUUAGCCCUUCUGCAUCCAAAAAACUGAUCAAGACAAAAGAACCCUCGCCAUCUACAGCUAAGCAUUCUCGUCCAUGGCUUUGAAGACUGCCUUUUGUAACUGCUUAUUUACCAUAAUUCUUUCAGAAUUUGAAACUUGUAUACUUCUAAUGGUAAAAAACAAAAACACAACACCUUGGGCAUUAAAUACUCAUCUGCAUAGGAACCAAACUGCUUUAGGAAGCAGUUAAGAUGCACAUAUCCCUUUCCAUGUCUACUAUGAUGGUUGUAAAGGGGCUGUUCUGCUGAAAAGGCUUUUUAGUAAACUUUGAAAGUCGAAAUGCUUAAAUCUAAUAUGCACACUCAGAUUGUGCAAAUACUAGGAGGUAAACUAGAAAAAGUUUAUAUGGGCAAUAGCUUAUCCACUUAGAAUACAGCAGAGACAUUUUGUGUGAGUGUACUCACAUAUACUAAGUUUUAAGGCUUGCCAUUACAAUUAUAAACAAGAACAGGGCUUCUAAAAGUAGAAGUGGAUUUCAGUACUUAUUCUCUAGAUAUUUCAGUGUAAAGCCUUGGGAAUUUUGAAUACUUUACCUUGUUUCUUUUUCUAAAAUUGGUUCCAGUCUGCAGAGUGAUCUUUCAAGACUUCCGCCUGUUUAAUAAUCUGCUCAAAUCUUCUUUUCCAAAAGGACUGGAUUUUUUGAAAGCAAGUUGUGACAGUUUUGGCUUUAAAAAUAGGACGCCACCAUCUCAUUGAAAAAGGACAAGAACGUUUUCGGGCUUUGUUUGUAAGGCAGCGUAAUUACUGGAUGGUUUCACUUGCUACUGCUAGACAUUGAACUCCACUAGUAAGUCAGUAUAAAUCUUCAGGUUAUUAUGUAGCAAUAUUUAAAUGGAAACAAAACCUAUUAAACAAUUCCUGAUUUAUGCA
Rhineura floridana is the source of this 3570-nucleotide messenger RNA. RefSeq names its product NOP2/Sun RNA methyltransferase family member 7 (gene NSUN7). The transcript has 12 exons. Gene Ontology annotation, molecular function: methyltransferase activity. The coding region runs from base 564 to 2744 and encodes 726 amino acids. The record is from RefSeq and is a predicted model, not a curated record. Lineage: Eukaryota; Metazoa; Chordata; Lepidosauria; Squamata; Rhineuridae.